This is a messenger RNA of Rotaria sp. Silwood2, 228 nucleotides long. The record is from the annotation of a GenBank genome assembly. Lineage: Eukaryota; Metazoa; Rotifera; Eurotatoria; Philodinida; Philodinidae.
AUGUUACCAUCAGAAUUAUUAAAGAAUGAUGGAAAUGGUGAAAAUAAAUUUACAAAAGCAUUAUAUGAAAAUAAUAAAGUUAUUUAUAUUGCUCAACUUAAAGAUGAAACUAAAAAUGUUGAUUUACAAUUUUGUCCUAGAGUUUCAGCCUAUGUAUUAAAAUAUCCUAAAAGAACGUAUUGGUUAAAAUGCCAUCAAUCAAAAGCUAAAGAAAUAAAAGAUUAUUAA